Molecule: messenger RNA, 1392 nt
Organism: Aaosphaeria arxii CBS 175.79
Lineage: Eukaryota; Fungi; Ascomycota; Dothideomycetes; Pleosporales
Product: C4-dicarboxylate transporter/malic acid transport protein
Exons: 3
Coding region: 48-1025 (325 amino acids)
Biological process (GO): sulfite transmembrane transport; transmembrane transport
Cellular component (GO): plasma membrane
Molecular function (GO): sulfite transmembrane transporter activity
Source: RefSeq, a predicted model, not a curated record
GGUUCGGUUGUUGCUAACUUGACAUUCCCAGAUGGUUUUGCGUGACCAUGGGCACAGGGGUCGUAGCAACCCUUUUGAAUCGCCUGCCUUAUAAUGGAAGUUGGCUGUACUAUCUGUCCAUCGUAGUCUUUGUCCUCAAUGCCGUCUUGUUCUGCGUGGCCUUGAUCCUAUCCGUCAUUCGAUACUGGAUGUGGCCGCGUAUCUGGACGAUAAUGAGUCGAGACCGGCAUCAUUCUCUCUUCCUGGGUGCACUACCCAUCGGCUUCACGACGUUAAUCAACAUGCUUUUGUAUGUCUGCGUUCCGGCAUGGGGAACUUGGGUUGCCACUCUCGCCUGGGUUCUAUGGAUCAUUGACUCCAUUGUCGCGCUCUUCGUUACUUUCCUCGUCCCAUACAUCACGAUGACCCACGGCGAACGUUCAGCACUACACACCGUAAACGCCGUCCAACUCCUCCCACUCUCUAGCACUCUUUCGUCCGCCUCGACAGGCAGUCUCGUCGCCGGUGCCCUCCCGAACCCAGAGCAUGCACUCUGGACCAUGAUCGCGAGCUACGCACUCCUAGGCGUCGGACUACCCCUAGUGAUGACCGUCCUCGCAAUCUACUACCAACGCCUCACGCUGCACCAUCUCCCUCCACGAGAAGUCAUCGUCAGCGUCUUCCUCCCCGUAUCCCCCCUCUGCCUCGCCAGCUUCUCACUCCUCCGCCUCGGAUCCGUAGCCGCACAAACGAUCCCCCGCAACCCGACCACGCUGAAGUACGCCUCCGCGGGCGAAACGCUCCACACGUUCGGCUGCAUCACGGCCGUGAUCCUCUGGGCCCACUCGCUCGUCUGGCUCGCGUACGCCGUCGCCUCCAUCGCGCACCAGCGCCACUUCCCCUUCAACAUGGGGUGGUGGAGCUUCACGUUCCCUCUCGGCAUGCUGGCGCUCGACACGAUUGCCAUUGGGACGGAGUUGGGGUCUGCGUUUUUUAGGGUGCUGGGGACGGUAUGUUUUGUUCCGUUUUUCGUUGCGUUUUUAUGAGGGUUGAGGUUGGUGCUAAUGGGAGUGGGUAGAUCAUAGCGGUUACGACUAUUUUGCUAUGGAUCGUUGUCGUCGUGGGCACGAUUAGGAGUGCGGUUGCGGGCAGGUUGCUAUAUACGUCGAGUGUGAGUGCGGCCGAGCUGGCGAAGCGGCAGAGGAGCCACCACCAGGAUGUGUGAGUUUUGUUGACAAUUUACUCGGAGUUCAUGUGCGUUUUGAGUUUCGUUUUUGCCCCGAUUAGAUGGGUUGUAGAGUAUGUCGUAUGGGGGGAGGUAAUUAGAGGGCUUGAUGGGGUUGUGUGAGGUUGGUUGUAGUCUGCAUUUUGUUGGGGGUAAUGGAGGGGCUUGAAAUAAUGGAGGACAAAUCG